Dictyostelium purpureum is the source of this 1917-nucleotide messenger RNA. RefSeq lists its product as uncharacterized. Gene Ontology annotation, cellular component: chaperonin-containing T-complex. Bases 1 to 1917 code for a protein of 638 amino acids. The record is from RefSeq and is a predicted model, not a curated record. Gene Ontology annotation, molecular function: ATP binding; ATP hydrolysis activity; ATP-dependent protein folding chaperone. Gene Ontology annotation, biological process: protein folding. The transcript has 2 exons. Lineage: Eukaryota; Evosea; Eumycetozoa; Dictyosteliales; Dictyosteliaceae.
AUGGAUUUUAGUGAUUUUUUAAAUGAAAAAUUAUUUGUAUUAGAUGAUACAAUAAAAACAUCCAGUGUAAAAGGGUCAACAGAUUUAAAAUUAUGUUUGGUUUCAGCGAUCAGUUUAACAGAUUUUAUCAAAAGUUCGCUUGGACCUAAAAGUGGUGAUAAAUUAAUAGUUGAUGAAAAUGGUGAUAUCAUAGUAACAAAUGAUGGUUAUUCUAUAAUAAAGUAUUUAUCAAGAUCUUCAAAAAUUGAAAGUGACAAUGAUAACAGUGGUAAUAAUAGUUAUAAUAUUGGUAAUAAUAUUAAUGAUAAUAAUAAUAAUAAUAAUAAUAAUAAUAAUAAUACAAGUAGUAACAAUCAAACUUUUUCAAAUAAAUCAACUAUCGAAAGAAAGAGGUUUCAAUCUAUAAUAGAAUUAUUAAUUGACACAUGCAGAACUCAAGAGAGGCUAUAUGGUGAUGGUACGACAUCGGUAUUGGUUUUAGUGGGUGCACUAUGUUCAAAUGCAAUGAAAUUAAUCUAUGAAAAAGGAAUACCGCCUCAUAAAGUUGUAGAAUCAUUUCAAAAAUCUUUAAAAAUAGCUUUAAAACUAUUAAAUAAUUAUUAUUUACCGGUUAAAACAACAUAUGAUAAUAGUAACACCAGUAUAGAAAAUAAUUGCAACGAAAUAACAUUAGAAAAAGUAACACAAAGCUCUUUACUAUCAAAAUCAAUUAGUUUUUAUAAAAAAGAAUUAACAAAUAUUUCAAUUCAGUCAGUAAAUUUAAUAUUUGACUAUUGUAAAUCAAUUUAUAAUAAUAACAAAAUAAUAGAUAGUAAUAAUAAUAAUAAUAUAAAUAAUGAUAUAAAUAAAAAUAAUAUUAAAAUUGAUCAAAAAAGAAUUAAAAUUAAAUGUAUUGAAGGAUCAAAAUUAGAAGAUACCAAAUUAAUUAAAGGUGUUUUAAUAAAGAGGUUCUUUUCACAUAAAAAUAUGCCAAAGAUAAUAGUAAAUUCAAAUAUACUGGUUUUAUCGUGUCCUUUAGAGUUUCCAAAACCAAAAACAAACUUUUCAAUUACAGUCAACAGUUUAGAAGAGUAUGAAUCAAUUUUAAAAGUCAAGAGCCAAUACUAUCAAAAUAUAAUAGCAAUAAUAGAGGCAAUUGGUGUUACCAAUUUGGUUAUAGUAUGCCAAUGGGGGAUUGAUCAAGAAAUUAACCAAUAUUUAAGCAACAAGAAAAUCUCCGCGGUUUGUUGGGUUCCAGGAGAUGAUUUAGAAAGAAUUUCCAGUAUCAAUAACUAUAUUGGCCAUUGCGAAAGAAUUAGUGAAAUAGUUAUGGGUAAUGACAGCAGUAAUAGGUAUAUAGAAUUCUCCGGAUGUACAUACUCAAGUACAGUAACUAUAUUGGUUAGAGGCGGCAGUAAAGAAAUGUGUGAAGAAACAGUUCAAUGUUUAAGGGAUUCAAUUCACAUCGCAUCAGGCUGUUUAAAAAAUCCAAAGGUGGUUCCUUCAGGUGGCUCGACUGAAUUAUUUCUAUAUUCUCAAUUCCAAAAUCAACAGUUUUUUAACAAUAGCGAUAAUAAUAAAAAGGAAUUCUCAACAAUACAGAUAAUGGCAAUGAGGUCAUGGUCGGAAUCAUUAUUGUCAAUUCCAAUUACACUAUUAGAGAAUGGUGGUUAUGAUUGCCAAGAUAUUUUAAUGAAAUUAAUUAAACUUCACAACGAAACCAACAUCAACAAAUACUAUGGCGUCGAUAUUAACAAUAUCGAAUCUUUUGAUUUGUACAGUUGCAACCAAGAGAAACUAUUAAAUGAAAAUCAAUCAAUUAUACAGGAUAUGAAAUUUAAGAGUUGGGAAUUAUUAGGUCUAAAAAAAUCAAUUUUAAAACUUGCAACUGAAACAGCAUGCAUGUUGCUUUCAAUAGAUUCUUUUAUUUCAUUAUAA